AUGUCGACCGACGCCAUGGAGCAGGCCUUCCUCGACGGCACCCACCCCGCCCUCACUCGAGACGCCGACGCCGCCGCCGUCCUCCGGUCCAACUCGCCCACUCGCUCUCGCUCCCCUUCCCCAGCACCUUCCUCCAGCUCUCGAGACGACAACGGCGACGACGACGACGGUCCGCGCUUCUCGGCCGUCGACCCGGACCCGCCGACGGGCGGGACGCCGCCCCCUCGCCAGGCCGGCGGCGGCCGCAGGGGCGCGAGCAAGAACACGGGCGUCAAGGGCGUCCGCGAGGACUACCGCGAGCACCUCGCCCAGCAGCAACAGCAGCAGCGACAAGGCGCCGACGCCAUGCUCGCCAAGCAGACGCAGCGCAAGAUGGUCAUCUCGCUCGCGGCCGACGCCAACUCGCGCGACGAGGCCGACGGCGACGACGACGAGCUCGCGGCCCUGAGGCGGCGCCGGCUCGCCGAGCUGCAGGGCAGCGCCGAGCGCACGGGGAGGAACGGCGGCAGGACGUUCGGGCACUUGCGCGAGGUCGGCAUGGAGCAGUUCGUGCAAGCGGUCGAGGACGAGGCAGACGAGACGGCCGUCGUCGUGCACCUCUACGAGCCAGAACUCGCCCUGUGCGCCCUCCUCAACUCGCACCUGGCUGCCCUCGCUCGCGUGUACCCCGCCACCAAGUUUGUCCGCGCCCAGGCGUCCGAGGUCGACUUCAUGUCGUCCGACCUCGACGCCGACACGCUCCCGACCGUGCUCGUGUACCGCCGCGGCGAGCUCGAGACGACCUGGAUCCGAUUCGACCUCGACCUCGAGGGUGCGGUCCUGCGCGAUGGCGAGCGGGGCAGGAAACAGGUCGAGGAGAUGCUGAGCAACGCCGGCGCCAUCGCUGGCUCGCCUCACGCGCCCUCGCCAUAUGCUUCCUUCGGCUCUCUACGCGGCAACGGUCGAGCUGGUGCGGCCGAUGACGACGACGACGAGUGGAGCGCGCCGUUACCAGUCGAGGCCUCGAGCCCCUUUUAGACGCGUCCACUCUCUUCUCUCGCACGCUGUUGUAGAUACCCUCCCCGCCAUCGC
Rhodotorula graminis WP1 is the source of this 1071-nucleotide messenger RNA. RefSeq lists its product as uncharacterized. The transcript has 3 exons. The coding region runs from base 1 to 1017 and encodes 338 amino acids. The record is from RefSeq and is a predicted model, not a curated record. NCBI's taxonomy places the organism in Eukaryota, Fungi, Basidiomycota, Microbotryomycetes, Sporidiobolales, Sporidiobolaceae. Gene Ontology annotation, biological process: regulation of G protein-coupled receptor signaling pathway.